CUUUUUCCCCCCAUUUCACCCCAUCCCACCAGCCGCCGCCGCAGACAAGGAAUAAAUUAAACAAAAUUUAAGAAAAUAAUUAUAUAGUCAUAAACAAAAGGGAAGGAGCCAAGAAGAAAAAGUUCAACGUCAAUCAAGAUGACCCGCGGAAACCAGAGAGACCAAGAUCGCAUCAAGAGCCAGAAAAAAGCACAGAAAAAGAAAACAGCCAACUCUUUGUCUGGGACGCAAUACCAGCAGAAAAAGGAGUCAGAUGCUGAGAUCAUGCGAAGGAAGCAAGCAAAUGCCGACGCAUCGAAAGCCGGAUCCGAUAAAAAGAAAUGACCAGCAUUGGCUUGAAUCCAUCGCAUAUACCUCCCACCCCCCCUUUCACUUCAAUGAACGUCCUCCUGUGGCAUAUCCUUCGAGCAACGUCCGCUUUUUUUUUUUUUUGGAUCAUAACCAUGUCUGUCGGAG
Molecule: messenger RNA, 456 nt
Organism: Aspergillus pseudotamarii
Lineage: Eukaryota; Fungi; Ascomycota; Eurotiomycetes; Eurotiales; Aspergillaceae
Product: 4F5 domain protein
Exons: 3
Coding region: 139-324 (61 amino acids)
Source: RefSeq, a predicted model, not a curated record